Colletotrichum graminicola M1.001 is the source of this 1032-nucleotide messenger RNA. RefSeq lists its product as uncharacterized. Bases 1 to 1032 code for a protein of 343 amino acids. Lineage: Eukaryota; Fungi; Ascomycota; Sordariomycetes; Glomerellales; Glomerellaceae. The transcript is spliced from 2 exons. The record is from RefSeq and is a predicted model, not a curated record. Gene Ontology annotation, cellular component: nucleus; chromosome, centromeric region. Gene Ontology annotation, biological process: mitotic cell cycle; kinetochore assembly; protein localization to kinetochore.
AUGGUGCAACGGAACAUCAUCGACGUCGAGCUCCUGACGGAGCAUCUCGGAUAUGCGCCGAUUUCGCUCCUCGACAGCAUCAUCAACAAUGUCAACGCAGUAGCCGACAAGACCCUCGACCGCGUCGAGCAAGGUCUCUCGAAAGCGCCUCCCAGAGCUCUCGGUUUCGAAAAGGCAUUGAAGCAGAAGAAGUCUCGCCCGGAUGCGUCGGUCAACGUCGAGGAAAUGGCGAAGCUAGAGAUCGUCGACGGCGUCCACAAGCUCGAGACCCUACUGUGCGCAGCUAUUGACAAGAAUUUUGAUAAAUACGAGCUCUACGUGAUGCAGAACAUCCUAGGCAUCCAGCCAAACCACCGAAACUGGAUGCGCCUCGCACACUACCACGGCCUCGAGUUCAACACCGUCCAUGAGGACGCCCCGACUAGAGAGAGUGUCGCCGCACUGAGAAGGAAACUGCAGGCGAGCCAGCGAUUGAACGUGAUGUUGCAUGGCGAACAGGCCAAGAACGCGGCACUGCUGGCAAAGCUGCGGGGGGUUGUCGGCGGUAAGCCCGCCGGCUCGCGGGCUUCGCUGGGGGAGGUCAAGAUCGAAGGGGUAGACGAUAGGGCGCCAUUCCAGUUCCUGCAGGAGAAGGGCGACCUCACGGAGGGAGACUACAAGACGCCCCUCACUACGACGACGGCGUUCAACAUGUCGCAACUGCAGGCGUUGCGGGCACUAUCGACCUCCCUAAGAAACAUCAUGCCCGAUCUGAAGGACCCGUCCAACGUCGAGGAUGGGUCGGAGAAGAACAAGAGCUGGAGGCGCGAGAGACUAGAAUAUGUCGAAAGUGCGACACGAAAGCAUCUCGAGCACGUGCGGGGCUUGGAGCUUGGCAAAGACGGAGAGAUCCGCGACGGCGAGUGGCAGGGUGAGGGCAGGAAGUUUGCCAUGGGCGAAGUUGAAGGGUUGGAGCAGGUAGUGUCUGCGCUGGGGGGAGGCUCCCAAGAGCCCGCCGAGCAGAACCAUCCCGACGCGAUGGACGAGUCAUGA